UUUGGUCCCAUGCCCUCUACGACAGCUCCACGCCACGACACUGGUAAAUAGUCCAUCCGGGACCUCCUCGCUCGCACUCUGCACGGCACGUUCUGACGGAGUCGUCUCCAAUUCUAGUUUUUCUCUCGCUCUUACCUUCGCCGGCCGGCUUGCUAGCAGAAAACCUUAUCCUAACUCACGGUAGUAUAUUGGGAAAUCUAUCACAGUAGACUACACUAGAAAACAAACAUGUCUUCUAAGUCCAAGCAAGUUCUUGAUGAGGAACAGGGUCGCCAGAGCGGCAUCCAGUCCAGGAACUUCGUCAUCACCCGUACCGACCCCAGGAGGAGCAAUGCCUCCAGCGUUUUCUCCAGCAGCAGGAGCAGCUAUGGCGUCCGUAGCUCCAUCUCCCCAGGAGUCUACCAGCAGCUGUCCAGCUCCGGAAUCACAGACUUCAAGGGAAACCGUGAGAAGGAAAAACGUGAGAUGCAAAACCUGAACGAGCGUCUGGCCAGCUACAUCGAGAAGGUUCACUUCCUGGACGCCCAGGUGAAGAAGCUGGAAGCUGAAAACGAGGCUCUGAGAAACAGGAAGGUGGAAGACCUCCAGCCCAUCAGGGAUGCUUAUGAGAACGAGCUCCGUCAGGCCAGAAAAGUCAUCGAUGAGCUGAGCUCCACAAAGGGUGUGGCUGAAGCCAAACUUGCAGGGCUCCUUGACGAGAUUGCUUCCCUUCGUGCUCUCAUUGUAACCUACGAAGGUCAGGGCAAAGAUUACAGAAAGAAGAUUGACACCCUUACAAACCAACUUGGAGAAUUUGAAGGAGAACUCCAGAGCCUUAGACUCAGAGUUGGCUCCCUUGAGGAUGAAAAUGCAAAACUUAGAGAGCUACUUGAGAAAGUCCAGGAGCAGAACAGACGUCUCCGUUCAGACCUUGAUGCUGAGACAGCUGCCCACAUUGAGGCUGACUGCCUUGCACAGACCAAGACUGAGGAGGCUGAAUUCUACAAGGAUCUCCUAGACCAGCUUGAACUGCUUAAACCAGAGCCUAUCCAGAUCAAGGGCAUGGACUAUGCUGACUUCUGGAAAUCUGAACUGGCUAAAUGUGUACGUGAAAUCAAUUUGGCAUACGAUGAAAAGAUUGACCUCAUUCAACAGGACUGUGAAGCUAAAUAUGCUGCUCAAAUCAACCAACUACGUUCUGGUAAUGUGAAGGAUGGCAUGCAGUUGCAACAUGCUCAGGAAGAGGUCAAGAAAUUGAGAGGCCAGCUCCAAGACAAGAACACUGCCUAUGCUGAACUGGCUACCAGAAUUGCAUCAUUACAAGCUGAACGUGAUGAGCUUGCUAGACAGUUGUCAGAAUUAGAGCGUGAACUGGAGGAACAGAGAAUCAAGUACAACCACGAUGUUGGAGACUUGGAAUCCGAACUCACCAGUGUCCUGGCCCAAUUACAACACCUCAUGGAUGCCAAGAUGUCAUUGGAAUUGGAGAUUGCAUGCUACAAGAAGCUGCUGGAGGGUGAAGAAUCCAGGGUUGGUCUAAGAUCUCUUGUGGAACAAGCCAUUGGAACAGCUGGAAAAGGAGCCUCCAACUUGAAGGAAGUUAUCCAAUCAUCUAAGUCUCGGCUAGAUGACGAUUAUGGGCUAACUUUAAAAGAAUCAACUGGCAGCUUGACAGUUCAAAGGUCCUCUAAAGGCACCAUUGGCUUUGCAAGCAUUGAUCACAGUGGUGGUAAUGUUGUUAUUGAGAACACAACAUCAGGUGCUCGUGCCAAGAAUCAGAGCUUGAAAGAUUGGGUAUUGCAAAAAUUAGUGAACAACAAGGUAUCAUUUGAGAUUAAACUCAAGGAUCUUGAACUCGGACCAGGCCGCACAUACACAAUCUGGGCCAAGGGAGCCAAGGACAAGGCCACAGCUGACAAUGAGCAAGUUGCUGACCAGUUCUCAUUUGGUGUUGGAACAUGCACCUGGAAACUUCUGGAUGAAAGUAGCAAUGAAAAGGCCACUCUUGUUGCCAAGUUCAGCGGUUAAAUGUCAUCAUCAUUUUUACAACGCCUGACAUGGAAAGGGACACCACUCUUUGCUUCUCCAUUUCCGUUUCGGCAAUUAGGUUCACUGGCAGCAUUUAUAUUUCGUGGGCAUGGAGAUUCAGGGGGCAUGAUAGUUAAAGAGGGAAUUAUUAUGUAUAAACUAAGUAUUUAAAAACUGAACAAGUACAACUAGAGUAACAUCAGUACACUGCAGGUCAUGGCAUCAUUGUAUACUACUUAUGUAUUUUGUAUUCCAUCAUUUAAAGCACUAUGUUUUUUUCUUAUUUAACGACCUUAAGAUCAACACAAGAUUUUUAUUUAAAAUUCAUUUAUUUUGUACUUGUAUUCUGAAGUCCACUACUUUUUUAAUUCUAUUGCACACAUUUCCGAUUACAACAUAUAACUGCCAGUUUGGAUUUUUCUUUUAAAAUUAGAGGGGUUUUAUUUAAAAUGAAAUCAACUUAUUUACAGUAGUUUCAAAAUGAUAUUGACUAACUGCUGCUUAAUUUUAACGCAUAAUAGCAAUGCAUUGAUAAGUAUAUUAAAUUCUAUUAUAUAAAAGAAAAAAAUAUAGCAACCUUUCCUAUUAUAGCUUAGAUUGCUGCCCCUUGCUCUGUGUUCUCUGUUGAUUCUUUUCAUUCUUGUCCUGCUAUUGAAUGUUUUGUUUUUAUAAGUUUUUUUUUAAAAGAUCUAAGUUGGGAAUGUAUUUGUCUGAAAUUUUGUAGCUAGGGCAUUGUUUUUAAGCAUAUAUAAAACUGUUUUUUCCUUUAAAGUGAUUCAUUUGAAAUAAUAAUAUUAACAAGAGAGAAUGAGUUUGCUAUCCACCACAAAUUAAAGUCCCUUAAGCUAAUAAGUGAAACAAAUAAUUUAUUAUAGUCUUAGUGUUUUGUACGAACUUAUUAGGAGUAGUGUUUGUGUCUGUAGAAAAACUUUUUUCAUAUAUAAAUGCAAGCAUGAAGAUAAAUUUUGACUGCUUGCUUAUCAAAGUGUGAAUGUGAACAUUUAUAUAAUGAACAAUUUGUUUAAAGAGUAACUAUUUAGUGAGAAAAUUAUGUGAUAUAAGAAUUUAUAUUGGAUUUGUAUUAACUCUCUCAAUCUCAAGUUGUGAUUUUGUUUUCUCUGUUGUGAGAGCUCUACGGUUGUGACUGAUCUGAUUCCAGUCAUUGCUGCCUUUUCAAGAGAAAAUAAAUAACAUCUUUUAUUGAAAAUAUUUUUUUUUGUUUGUUGUUUUGAAUAUUUGAUAAGGCUCUAUUAGCUUAGCGAUUAACAAUUUUGAUUUAUAUGCCAUUUGAAACUACUGAUCACUGGAUAAACAUAACCUAUUUUAUAAGUAGUGUUGUCUUCGUUCAUCAGCUGUCAUACGUUUUAUAAAUUAAAUCUCAACUUUGAAAAACUAAUUAUUAACACAUUCCAAACAAGUUAUUCAACAAUUUGAGCUAAAAACUUGUUUGAUAACAAACAUUCCAAAUCUACCAGCCAACUCAGUUUUUACUGGGUUUCAAAGCACACGUAAAAUGGGUUUUGUUUAUCUACAAAUAAUUUUUUGCCCUCUAAUUUUUUGUUUCUGUGUAUCCUAGUGUCUUGAAAGUCAAAUGGAGACUUAAUCCUCAAGAUGCUUUUUUUUGUACAAUUAGGUUUUACUUUUAUUGCUUUUAAAAGUAUAUUAAACAAAUACUAUACAUU
Molecule: messenger RNA, 3689 nt
Organism: Biomphalaria glabrata
Lineage: Eukaryota; Metazoa; Mollusca; Gastropoda; Planorbidae
Product: retrograde protein of 51 kDa
Exons: 13
Coding region: 229-2007 (592 amino acids)
Source: RefSeq, a predicted model, not a curated record